Molecule: messenger RNA, 942 nt
Organism: Cynara cardunculus var. scolymus (artichoke)
Lineage: Eukaryota; Viridiplantae; Streptophyta; Magnoliopsida; Asterales; Asteraceae
Product: probable glutathione S-transferase
Exons: 2
Coding region: 85-738 (217 amino acids)
Biological process (GO): glutathione metabolic process
Cellular component (GO): cytoplasm
Molecular function (GO): glutathione transferase activity
Source: RefSeq, a predicted model, not a curated record
CAAACUUUCAUCGCUAUGUUGAUAUAAAAGAACACCACCAUAUCCCAAAAUUCAGCCGGAAAAGUAGGUGUUGCUACGGAAAAUAUGGCGGAUGAAGUGAAGUUGUAUGGUUAUGCAGAAGGUUCAUACGUUUGCAGAGUCAAAAUUGCUUUGAAUCUCAAGGGAAUCAAGUACGAUAACUURGAAGAAGAUCUGAGCAACAAGAGUGCCGACCUUCUCAAGUACAAUCCUGUUCAUAAGAAGGUACCGGUGCUGCUGCACAACGGAAAGCCGAUCUCGGAAUCUCUUGUGAUCAUUGAGUACAUCGAUGAUGUCUGGAAAGGAAUUCCGAUUUUGCCACAGGAUCCUUAUGAGAAGGCUGUUGCUCGAUUUUGGGCGAAAUUCAUUGAUGAUAAGUGUAUGCCUGCACUAUUCAAGGUUUAUAGCAGCAAUGAAGGUGAGCAAGCCAUGGCAGAAGCUUGUGAGCAACUUCAGAUACUAGAAAAUGAACUUUCUGUCAAAGGUAACAAGUUCUUCGGAGGUGACAACAUUAACCUCGUUGAUAUCACCGCUGAUUUCAUAGCGUAUUGGCUUGGAGUAAUCGAAGAAGUAACUGAAAUCAAAUUGGUCACGAAAGAUAAGUUUCCAAARUUAACCGAAUGGGCUGAUAACUUCGUAAACUGCCAAGUCRUUAAGGAAAUAUUACCUCCAAGGCAAAACCUUCUUGCGUCUUUUAGGAAAAGGUUUGGUAAGGCGUAACGGUUUCUUGUCGUGUUAUUAGCCGUCUUUUGUGCUUAUCGAAGUUCAAACCUUCGUGUCGUUCGUUUAUCGAUGUUGUAACGAGCAGCCGCUUGUGCUUGUUGUAGUAAGUAGUAACGUUGUUUGCAAAAAGCAACUUGUCUUUGUAUGCUGAUGUUGUUUUGUAAUGUGUAGUAGUUUUUUUUUGUUGAGAAUUUGGUGUGU